AUGGUGGAAGCUGCAGAGAUGGCGAGUGUGAUCACCCUGAGCUCAGACUCGGACUCGGACUCUGAGGUGGAGAUCGUGGGCUACUUCUCCAACAAGAACGUGACGUUUCCUCUUUCCUGGGUGCGCGUGGAGGUUGACGCUCUUCACGUGCAGUCGAAUAACAAUUAUAUAAAACCAAGAUCGAAUUCUGGAGUGUUGGACUUAACAGGACAUGACAACAACAUUGGAAUGCAAGCUCAUAAAACAUUUCUGGCUGAUGCAGAAAGUCAUGCAGUGAUGCUUUGUUCCCGGAGUCUCAGUAUGGUUUACAGCUGCAUAGAAGUAUCUUAUCCAGAGGGAACUCUACAGCUUCUGUCAGACCUGCUCAAACCAGGUUACUAUCCGCCCAAAGACAUCACCCUGCACCUGCUGAAGGACAUCCUGCUCAACCCACAGUGUCCACUUCACUUUUGUAGGAAGGCUUUCAGUCUUCUGAUACAAACACAAAGGAACAAAUUUGUGGAUAAAGAAUCUGUUUCCUGGAACUGGGAGAUGUUAAAUGAUGUGAUGGAAAAUAAGGAACUUCGACCUGAAAUUGUAUGCAUGUUCCUAAACUAUGUGGCACAGACUUUGGAGGAUGAUUUCAAUACCAAAAAAUCAACUUCUGCCCCUAAUGAGUCUAUUGUAAAAGUGAUGUUGUCCUUUGACAAGCAGUUUCCUCAAAUUAGGGACGUCUGCACGUGGCUUUUUUCUGUCAUUGUGAAAUCCACGGAUGAUAAUCAUUCUAAAGGAGAUCAAAUCAGCUUCAGCAGAAUGGUGGUCAGAUUCCAGAAGAUGUUGUCUUUGGCUUUAGAGGUGGACUCCUCUCCAGCUAUAGCCUCUGCCAAGCUUUCUCAGGAACUUUUUCACGUGCUAAUCAGCAAUGCACCACUGCGACCACAAAGAAUGCUGCUGCUGGACAGCCUGCAGAGCAAGCGGCUUAGAUGUAAGCUCUUGGAACAUCUACUUGACUAUUCCUGCCCAGUCAAAACCUCUGUGCCCAUGUCACUCAGUCUUCUGCUCCACUUUCUGAAGAACUGCAUACUUUCACCUGACCCCAAUGAUGGCACUGACAAAUGGCGUAGAUGGGAAGAGUUGCUCUGUCAUCUUUGGACCUUGUUGCUGAGUUACAGCAAUGCAAUGAAAGACUAUCUCAGCGGCUCCCUGAAGGAACAAAGGCACACCACUGGCACAUGGAUUUAUAAGCCUGAAGAUGUGUUGACAAUAUGUGCAGUGCGUGAAGCAGCAGAGGCCUUCAUGUCCAGAUCACAAGAUGACAUUGGUGAAGCUCUACCUCUGCAUGUUGAAGAGUCACUCACCUAUUUGCAAGACUAUUUAAUGGAGAAAUGUCAGCAUUAA
Knipowitschia caucasica is the source of this 1377-nucleotide messenger RNA. Lineage: Eukaryota; Metazoa; Chordata; Actinopteri; Gobiiformes; Gobiidae. The record is from the annotation of a GenBank genome assembly.